Molecule: messenger RNA, 2350 nt
Organism: Trichechus manatus latirostris (Florida manatee)
Lineage: Eukaryota; Metazoa; Chordata; Mammalia; Sirenia; Trichechidae
Gene: CDR2
Product: cerebellar degeneration related protein 2
Exons: 5
Coding region: 14-1384 (456 amino acids)
Source: RefSeq, a predicted model, not a curated record
AGACUCGGCCGAGAUGCUGGCGGAGAACCUGGUGGAGGAGUUCGAACUGAAGGAGGAUGAGCCGUGGUACGACCACCGGGACCUCCAGCAAGAUCUCCAACUUGCUGCUGAGCUUGGGAAGACAUUACUGGAUCGGAACACGGAGUUGGAGGAUUCUCUUCAGCAGAUGUACACAACCAAUCAGGAGCAGUUACAAGAAAUUGAGUAUCUCACCAAACAGGUGGAGCUUCUACGGCAGAUGAAUGAACAGCAUGCAAAGGUUUAUGAGCAAUUAGAUGUCACAGCCAGGGAACUGGAAGAAACAAAUCAAAAACUAGUUGCUGACAGCAAAGCUUCACAGCAAAAGAUUCUGAGUCUGACUGAAACAAUUGAAUGCCUACAAACCAACAUUGAUCAUCUUCAGAGCCAAGUGGAGGAGCUGAAGUCAUCUGGCCAAGGGAGAAGGAAGCAGGGGAAGUGUGACCAGCGGAAAGCGACGCCCAGCUUCUCGUGUCUGAAAGAGCUGUAUGACCUCCGCCAGCACUUUGUGUAUGAUCAUGUGUUUGCUGAGAAGAUAACUUCCUUGCAAAGUCAGCAAAGCCCUGAUGAAGAAGAAAAUGAGCACUUGAAAAAAACAGUGACAGUGUUACAGGCCCAGCUGAGCCAGGAGCGGCAGAAGCGAGUGACUAUGGAGGAGGAAUAUGGGCUUGUGCUAAAAGAAAACAGUGAGCUAGAACAGCAGCUGGGGGCCAUGGAUGCCUACCAAGCACGGGCGCUGGAGCUGGAGGCUGAGGUAGCAGAGAUGCGGCGGAUGCUGCAGUCGGAGCAUCCUUUUGUGAACGGGGUUGAGAAGCUGGUGCCAGACUCCCUGAUUGUCCCUUUCAAAGAGCUCAGCCAGAGCCUACUGGAGGAGAUGUUCCUAACUGUGCCAGAAGCACCUCGAAAGCCUCUCAAGCGCAGCAGCAGUGAGACGGUCCUGAGCAGCUUGGCAGGGGGUGACAUCGUGAAGGGCCAUGAGGAGACCUGCAUCAGGAGGGCCAAGGCUGUGAAGCAGAGGGGCAUCUCCCUUCUGCAUGAAGUGGACACUCAGUACAGUGCCCUGAAGGUCAAGUACGAAGAGCUGCUGAGGAAGUGUCAGCAAGAACAGGACUCCCGGUCACACAAGGCUGUGCAGACCUCCAGGGCUGCAGCCAAGGACCUGUCCAGAGUGAAGGCCCAGCCUGAGCCCGGCACUGGAAUCUUGGAGCCGGCCUCUGUUACCCCAGAGCCCAUCGAUUCCCCCACUGCUGCGACACCUCCAGAAUACAAAGCACUUUUUAAGGAGAUCUUUAGUUGCAUCAAGAAAACCAAGCAGGAAAUAGAUGAACAGAGAACAAAAUACCGGUCUCUCUCCUCUCAUUCUUAACUGAACCAACAACCCUUCUACUAAUCUGCCUAUUUCUUAUCACCUCUCUCUCCCAAAAGUGUUUGUUGAGUCACGGCCUGACGUUUCUCAUGACGUUUGCCUCCUCGCGUUAUUUAUUUAGCAAAUUUGUACAGCGAGGAAAAGAGGUGGCUGCUGGUGUCACUUCUACAGUCCAGUUCCCUUUAAGCACUCCAGGAAAUCCCAUGACAAACUGGCCUCUGGCUGGCACAGUGAUUAGGCUUCGACUCCUGGAAAAGCCCUAAAACCCGUGGAGGGAAGAUGUAUGUUCCUGAAGAAGUAGGUCUAUAAUAACUGUGUUGGUGUGUGCCGUUUUGAGUCGAUUUCCAAUUCAUAGUGACCCUAUGUGACAGUGUAGAACCGCCCUGUCGGGUGUCCUAGGCUGAAAUCUUCAAGGGAACAGAUCGCCAGGUCUUUUCUCCCUCAGAGCCACUGGUGGGUUUGAACCACUGACCUUUCUAUUAGCCUAACGUGUAACCGUUGCACCCCCAGGGCUCCUGUAGUAACUAACUACAGCAUGGUGAAAAGGGCAACUCCUACUGCCUCUCAGCUUAACUUGUUAAAAGUUUUGUAGCAGUCAGGCAGGAGGCUGCCAACCUGACCUGAGCUUGCAAACACUGGUGGAUACUGUGAAUUCAUUAGGAAGACUGUUCAGGAGAAAGCAGGGGUCUAAUCCAAAAUAAAUGGCAUUAACAAAUACUCCGAUGUUUUGUUACAUCUGCUGCCAGCCGAACCGUGACUGUCAGAUAACCCAUAAUAUGUCUAAAUUGAACUGAAUACUAGACUGAAAGGGCAAGCUUUGGUUUGAUCAAAAUUAGCUUGUUAGCAUACACCCUCGAGGGCCUCCACCCCCGAAUUCAAAUGUUUUUACUCAAGGCAUUCACUCAGUAGGUUUAUCUGACAUUUAGGAUAGGUGAAUAUGUAAAUCUUUACUUCCCUUCUCAAAUU